AUGCUUGGGCUUGACGACGACAACCAGCCUAUCUAUCAAGUGGUGUGGCGCAAACCGGUGCGGCGGAGAUGGUGGUUGCUAGCCGCUAUGGCGUUCAUGGUGUUCACGUUCCUUGGUCUGUUUGUUCGCUACCAAUCGAUUCUAAGCAAACAACAACAAUUGGAAGUUCGCUUUUACACUCAGAACAUCAGAUUUGACAACCAAAAUUUGGACAAGGGUGAGCAACCGUGGCUGGAGCGCAAGCACCAACUUAUUCGCUCUAUCGAAAUCAAUGCUGGCACCGCCACUCAGCCGGUAGUGGUGGGGCUCCAAGAAGUACUCUAUAACCAAUUACAGGAUGUACUCGCCGAGUUGAACCGUCAUGAUCUGGGUAAGUGGCUGUAUUUUGGUAAAGGCCGUGAUGAUGGCGAACACGGAGGCGAGUUUGCCCCCGUGCUCUAUCAACCCCGUCAGUGGAAGGUUAAGGAUAAACAGGUUUACUGGCUUCUGCCGACACCCGAUCGGCCUUCCAAAGGGUGGGAUGCGGCAUUGAACCGGGUGGUGACCGUGGUGACGUUGACACUGAAAAUCCAGCCCAUGGUGACCAUUAAAGUGCUUGUGACUCAUUUUGACCACAAGGGCGAAGAAGCCAGACGGCACGCCGCGUCAUUUAUUGGCGACAUUAUGACCAAUUCCACCGAGCCAGCAUUUUUGCUUGGAGACCUCAAUACUGAGCCUGAUGAUGAACCUUAUAAAGUGCUUCAUCUGUUAGGAUUAAGGGACUCGAAGAAGUUGGCUGGUAAGUACGCUUUUGGAGAAAAGUAUACCUACACCGGCUUCAAUCAUGCCAAGGAAGAAAACACCUUGAUUGACUACAUCUGGGCGCCUCACCUGGCGUUUUAUCGUAGCUCUCUUGAUGAGGGUGAAGUUGAGCAAUCAGCAAGAGAUGAGGUGGAAGUGGAGCUCCAACGAUUUGGUGUCUUAGCCAACUACUACCAGGGCCAGUAUUUUAGCGACCACCGGCCUGUUGUUGCUGACUAUCGCAUCACCUCGACUCUGUUCGGUAACAACUAA
Messenger RNA from Diutina rugosa, 1053 nucleotides. RefSeq lists its product as uncharacterized. The record is from RefSeq and is a predicted model, not a curated record. Gene Ontology annotation, molecular function: 3'-5'-RNA exonuclease activity. NCBI's taxonomy places the organism in Eukaryota, Fungi, Ascomycota, Pichiomycetes, Serinales, Debaryomycetaceae. Bases 1 to 1053 code for a protein of 350 amino acids. The transcript has a single exon.